AUGCCGAGCAUGGUCACCGCCGCGUUCGCUCUGCUGUCGGUAAUUGCCUGUGUGACUCUCGAAGGGUAUGGAUACUGGUGGAUGCUCUCCAUUCCCUCCGCUAUCGGCUGCAUCCCGAUGAUGAUCUUUUGGGUUUACAAAACGGUCAAGCCCGUCAAUGACUACUUUCACACCCUCAAUGACGCUCUCGGCACACUCUACAAAGGAAUGAGUGUGCAGUAUGCCACAGAUGUGGGAAGGGUUGGCAUGGCGUUCAGCGGUGUCUGCACUGGGGUCUGUGUCUCGGUUGUCAUUGUAGUGUCCUGGAUCCAGAUGAAGGAACGAUCAUCAAGAGACUGUUUCUGGACGUAG
This is a messenger RNA of Cryptococcus wingfieldii CBS 7118, 351 nucleotides long. RefSeq lists its product as hypothetical. The record is from RefSeq and is a predicted model, not a curated record. Bases 1 to 351 code for a protein of 116 amino acids. NCBI's taxonomy places the organism in Eukaryota, Fungi, Basidiomycota, Tremellomycetes, Tremellales, Cryptococcaceae. The transcript has 3 exons.